GUACGUACCAUGUACACUGUAGACAACAGUAAACUAGUGGUAAGGGUAAAAACAAUUUCUAAACCCGUUUUCAUUUCACUCUGCAACGAUCGACCGACCGGCAGAUUUUAGAAGCUUGGCGCAGUGCAUUUUCGUCCGUACAUCCGUGCAAAUACAGAAUAUCUCUACAACCAUUCACCACUACCGCAUUAUCAUGGCUACAUUACAAGAGCGUUUCGAAGCGGCCGCCGAAGAAGUGAAAACUCUCACGAAAAGACCGACCGACGUCGAACUAUUGGAACUGUACGCCCUCUUCAAGCAAGCCACGGUCGGAGACAACGACACCAGCAAACCCGGCAUGUUUGAUUUGAAAGGCAAAAAAAAGUGGGAGUUUUGGACCAAUUUAAAAGGCACUUCCAAAGAAGACUGCCAAGAAAAAUAUAUUGCAAAAAUGGAAGAACUCGUUGUCAAAUACAGGGAAUGAUUCCUAAAAAUAUACUAAGAUAUUUAUAAAUUUAUAAUGUACCUUUUAUUGUAUGGUUUUUUUUUUUUGCUUUGUUUGUUCACUCGUAUUCAAAAAUCAAUAUAAUUUAAAUAAAUAAAAUGUUUUCUUU
Myzus persicae (green peach aphid) is the source of this 593-nucleotide messenger RNA. Its product is annotated as acyl-CoA-binding protein homolog. Gene Ontology annotation, biological process: fatty acid metabolic process. Bases 194 to 463 code for a protein of 89 amino acids. The record is from RefSeq and is a predicted model, not a curated record. Gene Ontology annotation, molecular function: long-chain fatty acyl-CoA binding. The transcript has 3 exons. NCBI's taxonomy places the organism in Eukaryota, Metazoa, Arthropoda, Insecta, Hemiptera, Aphididae.